Molecule: messenger RNA, 2761 nt
Organism: Octopus bimaculoides (California two-spot octopus)
Lineage: Eukaryota; Metazoa; Mollusca; Cephalopoda; Octopoda; Octopodidae
Molecular function (GO): protein binding
Source: RefSeq, a predicted model, not a curated record
GACUCAGAGGAGACGAAAUCAGAAUUCAUUUUAAUGUUGUAGCUGAGGUAGCACUAACGCUUAAGUCAAGGACAUCUUCAGUUAAAAAUAUGGACUGUCCUGGUAAUCCCGAGAAUGCAUCGUUAAGAAGAUGGUAUAGGAGUUUGAGAACCAGCAGCCCAUUUAAUACGCACCUAUCUACGCUAUUGAAAGCGGGCUUCCUCUGUGACGUUUAUUUGAAGGUUGAAGAAACUGUUAUUCCAGUACAUCGCGUUAUCUUGGCGUCUAUUAGUAAUUACUUCAAGGAACUGUUUGAAAAUGAAGCACUAAUAGAUAACACUCUAGAUCUGACUUUGCAAAUUGAAGAUGCUGAUAUUCUAAAGAUUAUUGUUAAGUAUAUCUACCAGGGGGAGGUAACGUUAAAUUCCAGUUCUGUUUUUAUGUUACUUAAUGCCCUCAGUCAUAUUGAUAUCAGAUAUUUAAAAAAGCAUUGUGAACAGUUUCUUUUCGAUCGAUUGCGACCUAUUUUCUUAUUUCCAACCUGGGAAUUAGCUUGGCGUCACAGUUUGCAUGAACUUACGGCUGUAUGCUUUGUUCUUUGUCGUGAAACGCUCUGUAAUCAAGUUCUGCGGAGUAAAUAUAUAAAAUAUAUGUCUAUAGAAUUUAUAGAAUUUAUUAUCGACUCCGAUCUCACCAUCGAUUUUAACUCGGCUGUUUUAAUGAAACUUCUAAUUAACUGGUUAUCUCAUGAGUCUUCUGAUCGCUUCCCAAAUGUGAAACAAAUAGUAAAAAAAAUUCUUUGGAAAAGACCACUUUAUGAAGAACAAAUAAUUGAUAUUGAAACCUUUUUGUUCCCUUAUGACGAUGAUUUAAAAAAGCUAGUUAAAGAUUCUAUGAGAUCCAUAAUGCAAGAAAACUUAUACAGCCCUUCAAAAGAUCUUGAACCGAGUGAAGAAAUUGUUAAAAAGUCUACUGAAUCACAAAGCCAAGAAGCAGAUGAGGUUUUUUAUGAAGAUCAGGCUGCAUGUAAUGAAGGCACAUUUUCGUAUAAAGAUAUGUAUUUUGGAGAAAGCUCUUGUUGCAUAAAUUAUGUAAAUCCGUUAACAUGCUCCUUAAACAUUGGGGCGAACAAGUCUCUGAUUAAAUCAAAGUUUACAAUAGAAUACCUAUGCACUCAAGAUUCUUUACUCGAAGAAAAUCCGCUAUCUGAAGAGUUGCAACAACAGCCGAUAGAUACCCGAAAAUUCUCUGAUCCAAACUGGAGUAUUAUUAUUCAAGAGUCAGAAAACCAAGUAAUUGCAUUAUAUUGCUCAAUUAGUGAAAAUUGGUAUAGUUCUAAUAUGCCAAGAUCUAUAAAAAAUACAAUCGGUUUUCUAAAUGGCGAGAUUGUCUGUAGGCACGAUCGUUCUGGAAUAAUGAUAUAUAAUCUAAAAUUGAUGAAUUGGAGAAUUCUACAGCCACCUUAUCUGGCGGUAGCUGCUGAGGAGGAAUUCGUUCCAUGUUUAGAUAAUUCGCAAGCAAUUUUCUUCACUUGCUCUGGAUCGUUAUAUUCAGCUUGUGCUCUCCGACAUCGAAAAAAGAAAGGUUUUAGAAUAAUUGUGAAUGAAUGGAACCUUGAGGAAAAUGUUUGGGAUUGUAAAAUAUCCGUGCGUCCAAAUAGACGUGAAGGUUUUGUUAUGUCGGUAUCACUUGGCGUUAAAACAUCAACAGGUACGUACAUAUAUCUUAUGGCAUCAGCUACAAUACGUAGAAUGAAAUUAACCGGAGAGUCGAAAAAAAUUGCUUCAAAUAAGUCCAAUAUAAAAGUUAGCAUGAAACCAAAUGAAAUAUUUUAUGUAUACAAAAUUAAUAUGAAGUCUUUGAUAUGCGAAGAGCUUGGAUAUCGUUUCAGUGAACCAGCACAUCUUGAGAAUGUUCCAUCAAUCGUCCUAGAAGAUCGCAUAAUUUUUAUCCUAGAUGUGUAUGAAGCGAUUGAAGAAAACUUUGAAAUGUCUUUUAAAACACGUUCGCAGUUCCCCUUAGAUACGCUGGUACUGUAUCAUGAAAUAAAUCUUUGGAGGAGAGUUAAGUUGUUAUUGCCUCUACCCCCCUUCUAUGACAUGCCAGUUAGGAGAGUCGAUGGAAAACUUUAUUCUGCCGUAUGUAUUUCAUUUUUUAAAAAUUUCAUGUUACUAGGACUACAUCGAACUCCACACGUAUAUCAAAUUGCUAUUUAUGAUAUAGCACGCUUACAGAUUACUGUUCUCAGCCCUGUGCCACUUCCAGCAGUCGGGAAUAUGAUGAUGACUGCAGUUGAUAAUCAUCAGCCUAUAAACAAGAUAACAAAUGAAUAUGCGAAGGACGUCGACCUGAUACCUUAUCACUUCAAUCAAUGGCAAUUAAGAAACUGGUAUGGCAUUAUUGACCCAACUGAAAGCCAUACCCCACGGUAGUUGAGUUGGUUUUAUUUUUACUUCAAUUCAUUAGCGAAAAUUCUUAAAUAUUCUUACUUACACUUGCGCAGGCACUCUUGCGCACUGCCUUGGAAGCUACUUCCAAGACUGUGCAAUACAUAAAAUGAAUUUAAUCCUGGUAUUAUUUAUCUUCUAAUCAUUUGAUAAAGAAAGAGGAACCAAUGUUUUGAAGAACGGACAGUUUGAAUUUCUAUAAGACUUUUAGUCACCUGUUCAUGUAAUAAUUACAGCUUACCAGAUUGAAUCUCAUCAAUAUUCUGGCUUAUAUUCAGUCACCAAUUAUCUGAGCUUAAUGACCUGUAAAAGGAGUGACUUUUUUUUUUUUUUUA